Messenger RNA from Cladocopium goreaui, 561 nucleotides. Lineage: Eukaryota; Dinophyceae; Suessiales; Symbiodiniaceae. The record is from the annotation of a GenBank genome assembly.
AUGGCGAGCAGCAUUGGUGAGCUGGCCAUCGUGGCGCACAAGUUCAUCACAGCUCCUCAGGCAAACCCUCAGACCUUCUGCAACGUGAUCAAGUUGGGCACCUUCGUGCGAACCGUUGUGUGGCCCUGCCUGCCGCCAUUGAUGAUGUACCAGUACAUUCGGGGCAAGGACGAAGACAUGUAUGCCAUUGAGGUCCUGUAUCACAAGUCCGGCUCUUCUGAGCCCAAGGCCUUCUGGGAUGCUUCCCGGCUGAAGGGAUCGGGCCACUGGCGCAUGAUGCAGGACUUGGAGACGAUCCGAGCGGCGGCCAACGCUGAGUGCAACGUGAUCAAGUUGGGCACCUUCGUGCGAACCGUUGUGUGGCCCUGCCUGCCGCCAUUGAUGAUGUACCAGUACAUUCGGGGCAAGGACGAAGACAUGUAUGCCAUUGAGGUCCUGUAUCACAAGUCCGGCUCUUCUGAGCCCAAGGCCUUCUGGGAUGCUUCCCGGCUGAAGGGAUCGGGCCACUGGCGCAUGAUGCAGGACUUGGAGACGAUCCGAGCGGCGGCCAACGCUGAGUGA